GUUUUCAAGGUAUUUUAUUGGUGUUCUUCAGGUUUGCUGUUAUGCUCCACCAUUGCUGGCUCAUCCUUGUGGCGUUGCCAAUAAUCAUCUGUACAAAUGAUACAAUAUAUUCAUUACCAUCCUCCAAGGGACCCAUCGAUGGAGCUAACUGGAUGAGAGACAAUAUCAACACCUUAGGUAAGAGAACUUUGAAGGAAAUAUGCAUGCCAGGUUCCCACGAUUCGGGAAUGAGCAGUUUCGUUUCGGGAACUUCGAUGUCACAUUCCUGCAAUGUUUUGACUCAGAGCCUUCCCAUCAAGGGUCAACUAGAAAACGGCGCGAGGUACUUCGACGUAAGACCGGACAUCGUAAGGGGAAACGCGUAUCAUACUGGACACUACAUGAAGCUUCCUGGAGGAACAUGUAUAGGCGGAAAUGGGCAGUCAAUGGUAUCCAUCGUCGACGAAAUCAACGAAUUCAUUUCGAACCACAACGAACUAGUAAUAGUAAAGUUAUCCCAUUCUCUCAACGCAGGUCGCUGUGGUUUCUUCAGCAUGCAUGAAUGGGAAUUUGUCUUACGAAUUUUGGACAAUACACGUAACUUAUACGUUAACAAGGAUAAAAAAGUACGCUUGGACAAACUUACAUUAAAUCACUUCACAAAUAAUGGGACUAAAGGUGCAGUGUUGUAUAUUACGAACGAGUCUGAAGUGAAACUCUGGCAUAGGUUGGGCCAAGGUUUCUUCUACGAAUCGAACCUCAACCUGUACGACGUAUACGCCAAUACGAACCUCUUGCCGAGGAUGAUGAAGGACCAGAUAAAAAAGUUGAAGGAAGUGUCGAAGAAAUACUUCUUUCUUCUGUCUUGGACGUUGACACAGGGAGCAAAAGGCGCGAUUCUCUGUCGAAUGAAGUUGUCAAGAAGUAUCAAGGAGCUCGCUGUUCUCGCACACGACAGUUUGCCUAAAAUAAUUCCAGAAAUCAAUUCGGACGUUUUUCCUAAUGUCCUCUAUGUAGAUGAUAUAAGAAAUACGGAGAUCGUUUCAGUUGCAAUGGAUAUAAACAAUAAACUGAAUGUUUGAACACCUCGAACAGGGAUUUGUAACUUAGAGCUUCCGGCCAGUAAAUAUGAUCGUUAGACGUCAUUCAUACCCUUUUCUCCAUCUAUCCCGACCCUUUUCUCCAUCUAUAUUAGUGUUCUUCCUAACGCCAUUAAACACUCCAAUUACCACCUAAAUGCCGAUGAUUUACAAAUAUACCAAUCAUUCAAACCUUCUGAGAUGCCUGAGGCCGCCCGGAGGCUACAAGAGGACAUCGAUUGCAUCAACAGAUGGGCAGAAAUAAAUUAAUUAAAGCUGAAUGCAGAUAAAACCAAGGCUAUUAUCAUCGGGUCCAAUAAUCUCAUCAGCUACCUUCCUUACUUUCCUCUGCUUUACCUCAAUAACCACCCCAUCCAUUUUUUCCCUACAGUCAAAAACCUAGGAGUAACCUUUGACCAGAACCUCUCCUGGGAUAAUCAUAUCUCACAGAUUACCCGAAAAUCCAUAACUGCCCUUAAACAACUCCUAAGAUUCCGUGAUUGUAUUCCUCUAAAAACCAGACAGCUCCUUGUAACCUCCCUUUUAUUCCCCCACUUCGACUACGGCUGCUUGGUGUAUGGAGGCCUAUCUGCCAGGCUGGAAUUGAGACUAAAAAGACUCAUGAAUUGUUUCAUAAGAUUCAUUUUCGGGAUCCCCAGACGUUCACAUGUUUCACUAUGGUACACCGAGUUGAAGUGGCUUUAUCCUACUUCCCGACGACAAUUCCUUCUUGGCGUUUUCCUUUUCCAAGUCUUCAGAACUAAAAACCCUCCCUACAUCCUGGAACUCCUUACUCUGCGCUCCUCUAUCCACUCUCUCAAUACUAGGUCUCAACCCAUAGACUUAUAUAUUCCCUCCCAUAAAAUUUCCUCCUUCAGCAAAUCCUUCGUCAUUCGUGCUGCUUCCUUAUGGAACUCACUUCCUACCCCCAUGCGUCAAUCCUCAUCCACAAAUUCCUUCAAACAACUCCUGUUCCAACACCUACUCCACAUUCAAACUUCCCCUAACAUGUAAAAUUACUUGCAUCUAUACAAUGUUUAAUUUCAAUCCAUUGCACAAUUGAAAUAAGAAUUAACAAUAAAUUAGUUGGUAUUCUUAUUAUGUCAGACUAAGAUACAUAAAUUUGUAACUAUGUUAUUAUUCUUAGGGGACAGUAGUCCCAGAAUAAAAUUAUUUUUUCAUUUCAUUCAUUUUCAUUUAUAUUUCAUUUUCAUACCCGUCUAUACCUAACAUACCCUUUAUUGAUGAUCACUAUGCCAACAGUUUUUUUGAUUUAUUAUUUUCAAUAAUAAACCAUUGUGAUCGACCGAAAAAUUCAAAAACUUAACCCCCUUUCAAAAUUUGAGGUUUCACGUUUCAGGAUGCUUAGAAUUCGAAAAACCAAUAUUUUUUUUUUGUCCGUCCGCCCUCCGCGCAUUUUCUCAGAAACUACCGGACCAAUAUUUUUUCAAAUUUUGAUAUAAAAUCAGAGGUCACUUGAGGAUGAUCCUCCUUCAUCGACAUUACUCUCCUCCUUUAACUUUCAGAAUAGCUCCCGAAAAACCUGCGUUGCUAUAGACUGUAGCUCCUAAACGAAUGUACAAAUUUCAAUGAAACUUACCUGAAGUUUUUUCUCGACGCCCGUUAAAUUUUUCUAUAUAACAUACUUCAACGAAAAGAAGCUGAAAAAAAUGUUACGAUGGAUGGUAAAAUUAAAUUCCAAAUAACUCGAAAAUUUUUACUUUUUUGCUGAUAUUGUAUAUAGUUUUUAAAAGUUUACGAAAUAUCCUAAAAAAAAAAUAUAUAUAUAUAUUUAAAUAUAUAUAUAUAUUUCAAAAUCUAACGAUAUUAUAUAUAAUUAAAAAGUAUAGGUCAUAUAUCGAUAUAAUAGUAUUCGUUUAUCGAUAUAAUAUCAUCACUAUGGUUUCAUUAGUAGCAAAUAAAAUUGAAUGGUUAUUAAUACUAUUAAUACUUCCGCUUCUAAUUAUUUUUUAAUUCUUAUUUCAAAACCUAUGAAUCUAAACUUUAAUAAAUUACACUUUAAGUUUUAACACUUUCUGUAGAAAUAUGUUUCAUUAAUUUUAAGCCACUGGCUUUAGCACCAGUGACGCGGUUGAGAGAGUAGCGCAGGGAUCUCUUGAAUUACUGUUUUUCCUUCUGUAUUUGGGGGCAGAAGUCUGGUUUGGGCUUUCCUGCCUGAUUGCAUAUUGUAUAUAGUUAUGACUGUGGUAAGGGGGCGGGGUGGCCUAAUGUGCUAAAGCGUGUGCACAGCACCGCGAGUUGCCUGGCAACCGGAUUACAGAAUUGAGAAGAUUUAAAAAGUACGAGUUCGCGUCCGGGUGCCGGAGGGGAUUUUAAAUUCUCCGCCCUCACCCUCCGGCACUGGAAAAUCCCCUAUAGCCUAAAAGUUAUGACUGUGUUUUUAUGUUUUUAAUUUACUUAUCUUUAGGUUAUUUUAUUUUUUAUUGUACAUAGUUUUUAAUUAUUAUUUUACUUUUGUUAGUUUUUUAUUUUCUGUAUACAUGGUAUGCAUGUGUUCAUAUAUCACUAUAAUUAUUGUUCAUGUGACACAUGUUAUAUUUCUAAAUUAAAAAAAUAGAAAUACUGUACGUGUUUGUUACUAUGCAUUAUAUUUAUUUCCAUUGAUGUCAUUUAUAUUUUAAAAUAUAUUAUAAACAGUAACCUACGUACAAUUGGUAUCGAUUAAAAAAAAAAUUAAAAACACACAGCUCGCCACCUAAUACAUAACCUAUAAAUGUGCCCCCAGGUGAAAAAAGGUGAGAACGCUCUAAGAAUUAGGCGUUAAACUACGGCAAAAUAUAAAACUACAAUAAAUUCAUCAUAACUUACUACUAUAAACCAUCUGUUAAAAAAAAAUCUGUUUGAAUAGAUUUAGCAAAUACUGAAUACGGCUUUGAUCGAAUUCGAAACAAUCGAAAGCUGAAUAUGGCAUUAGAUUUUACAGCAAACCCUCAGUUAAAACAAAAUCUUUUUGAAGCAUGAAUAGUUGCCCAACAUGCCCAACACCCCAAUAUGAAGUUCAAAGAUCUCUGUCAAAAUAAAAUUGACGAUUUCCUUCAAACAUUUUGCGGUUUUGUUUCUUAAAUAAAUUUUAAAACUGUGGAGUCAGAUACUGUGAAACUUUAAAACAAUUUUGUAAUUAUGUUUUUAAAACUCAGCAUUAAAUUAAGGUAUUUGACAAGGUCAAAUUAUCCCGAAUGGAUCUAUUUUUACUUUAUUAAGUAAGGUUUGUAAAUUUACAAUGAAUUAUAAAAAUGACUAAUAUGAAAAUGUAAUUAGCCUGUGAUGUUUGUUUUUAAAAUAGUUUCUUCAAAAAGAAAAGAGCUGAAACGUUAGUUUUAAAGAAAAAUAUUUUUUAGUAAUUUAGAAUUCAAAAAAUGUAAGUUAGUGCGCUAAUAAUUAAACUGCAACAAGCACAUUUAUAACGUAGACAUAAUAUAAUAUUAUUAUCUUAUUAUAUUUAUUUAUUUUAUUCUUUUAUUAUCAGAAUGUAAAGUAUGAAUAGAAAUGUAGAACGCCAACGCUUAUUACCCUUGAGUGUGGCAGAUUGUAUUUUUUUUUUCAAUGAAUACUUUAAGUAAUAAAUAAAAGAAAGUUAUUGACGUCUGUAUUACUAACCAUAUCCAUUUUGUUUUUAAUAUAGUUCCUCAGCAGUUUUUUUUUUGUAAAUAAUUAUUACUUCUUCUAAAUUUACUUAAUUUUUGUUAUAUAUUUAAAUUUAAUUUUUGAGAAUAUAUUAUUACGUAAUUAAAUACAUAUUUUUUUAUGGUCUUCCAAAAAAAAAAACUGUAAAAUUCAAUGACGUUUCACAUCAUUUAGGUAUUAAGCCCUUUUAGAAACAUUCUACGAUGGAUUAAAUUAAAUAUAGAUCUAACAUAUAAGGUCAGAGAAGCAAAGUAAAUUGAACAAAAAGCAAAUGAAAUUUUAGUUUUUGUGGCUAAUAUAUUAUUGAUGCUCUUAUAUUAUUGAAUGGAAAAACAAUAUGUCCACAGAAACUGAAUUAAAGUUCCAUGGUGAAGAAAUGGGGUACUUUAAAAUUUAUUUUAAUCUUAAAAAACAAAUAUAAUUAGUGCACAGAAUUUUCAUAACUUGUAUUGAUUGAUUUUAAGUUUGUAUUUAUUAUUAAUGUAAUAUUUUUAAAGUUUGAUAAUUUUAAAAAAUCUACUCAAAGGUUUUCUAACUAAACUUUAUUAUUUAGACCUUUAGCGUAUAGCUUUUUAAUUCACGAAACAGUUGCAAAAAAUAUGCAAUUAUAAUUAAUAUGCUAAUACCUAUUUCGCUAACUGUAGGCCGUUUAUUGUGUGUAUUUAGUUUAAUUCUUGGCUAUAGUCGAUGCUCCCUUCGAUGUAUCAAAUAAAACUCUCCAUAAUAACCUUCAUAUCCCAUUUGUUCUUGACCUAAUCCCAGACAAAUAUUCCAAAUUUCACCAGAACCUCACUCAUCAUCCAAAUCCCGUAGCACAAUCCCUAUUCCUAUCUCUAGCAAUCCCUCCCCGGAGGUUAAAACUAUAGUGGCCCACCGACCUUCAUUAAUUGGACCUUUAUAUAUUGGAGUUCUCGCAAUGGCCAGAUUCUCCACUCAAGACAUGAGCGUCUGUUGCUGUAGUGCCCUCCAUCAGUUUCCACCGGUUUCAAACAACAGUGAUGCGGCUGAAAGAGAAGCACUGGGAUCUCCUGGAGUCCUGCCUUGGCUUCCACAUCGGGGGAUAAAGCAUGGCUCAGAGUCCCCUGGGUGAACGUAAAUAUUGUACGUAGGUGUAAAUGUGUUUUAUUUAGCUUUUAUCUAUUAUUUCAUUUUCUUGUACACAGGCAUAUCAACUUACUUAUUUUAUUUUUUUUUAUAUUUCUUUUUCCUUAUUAUUGAAAUCUUAGUUAUUAAUUGUAUGUACAUAUUGUGUGAAUGAUUCAUGUAGCCUUAAUUUUAAUGCCAUUUAAUGUGGCAGAAUGUAUUGAUAUUCAAUAAAAAAAAAUGUUUAAUUCUUGAAUUAUGUUUAAUUUUAAGAAGUAAUGAGAUUAAUGUU
Molecule: messenger RNA, 6078 nt
Organism: Nezara viridula (southern green stink bug)
Lineage: Eukaryota; Metazoa; Arthropoda; Insecta; Hemiptera; Pentatomidae
Source: the annotation of a GenBank genome assembly